CAAGCGCAAGCUUGAGCCAUUGCUGCAUGAUGGCCGUUCCGCGACCAGCACUCGCAUGGAUUGCAGCGCUCGCGCUUGCCACGGCCUUCGUGCCGCCGCUGAGGCGACAUGCACAGCUCAAGCCCGUUUCAUCGACUGCGCGACGACGACCUACAUUGUUACGCGCGACCGACGAGCCGCGCAGCGAUAAUGGCACGAGGGACGACGAGUUCGACCUGGAGCCGCGCGCAGCCAAGGACGACGCGCCGACGGCCGCUCUGGCCAAGUCCGACGACGAGACGAACCCCUACUACAAGGUCGUGGCUGCGUUAUCCCCAGGCGAGAUCAUCGGGCGGUUCGCGGCGACGGCGCCGCCGCGCGUCCAGGACGCCGUCAAACAAACGAUCAUGGGUCUGCUCGGCAACGCGGGCUCCUUCGCCCUCGAGACGGCGACGGUGACGACGUCGGAGAAGCUCGCGAACCUCAUGUUCCAGCUCCAGAUGACGGGGUACAUGUUCAAGAACGCCGAGUACCGGUUGAGUUUGUCGCGGAGUCUGCAGCCGUGUGGAAAUCAACCAGUGAGUUAGGUUAUCCUGAGAAAUAUUGCGUGAGCCUUCGUGAGCCUCCAAGCCAUCGAGCCGACGCGGGCACGGGGACAACGUCGCGUCGAUGGCGUGGAAUCGCCACGCCAUCGCGCAGACGCAGCUACGGAGACAACGUCGCGUCGAUGGCGUGGGGCGCCCGAAAUUUGAUUUCCACACAGGUCUGCAGGACGUGCCCGCGCUCAUGCCGGGCGAGGACGACAGUUCUUCCCUGCCGCCCGUCGAGGGCCAGGUCAAGGUCAACGUCAUGGGCGAGGAGGUCGCCAUCGACGCCGACGCGUACAUGGCCGAAUUACGGGAAGAGGUCGAGACGCUGCGGACGGAGUUGGAUAGGGUCGAGGAAGCUCGAAGGGAGGCGACGCAGUCCGAUUUAUUGGCGUACGUGCGCUCGCUGCCGGAGCAGCAGAUGGCGGCGCUCACGUCGGAGAUUACUGAUGAUGUUUUGGAUGGCAUGAAGAAGCUCGUCUAUUCCAUCAUGAAGGGCAUGGGCACGUCGUCCGUCGAGGCGAACACGCUGCUGCAGCAGUCGGGGAGCGCGAUGGCGCAAUUAUGCAUGUGGCAGCUCGCGAUCGGCUACAACUUGCGCGAGCUCGAGGUGAAGAACGCGCUCUCGAAGCAGCUCGAGGCCGGCGAUGAUGGCGGCGACGCCGUCGACGCGUAAAUUGACGACUCGUA
Molecule: messenger RNA, 1256 nt
Organism: Pelagomonas calceolata
Lineage: Eukaryota; Pelagophyceae; Pelagomonadales; Pelagomonadaceae
Source: the annotation of a GenBank genome assembly